Molecule: messenger RNA, 2645 nt
Organism: Salvia splendens (bonfire salvia)
Lineage: Eukaryota; Viridiplantae; Streptophyta; Magnoliopsida; Lamiales; Lamiaceae
Exons: 10
Coding region: 531-2063 (510 amino acids)
Source: RefSeq, a predicted model, not a curated record
CCCCUUUAAAUCCUGACACGUGUCACUGAGAUUGCAUUCAAAGUCUCAACUGCCGUCGCCGUUUUGGCUAAAUCUCUCUUUUAUUAUUUCCAAUUCCUACUACUAUAUUUUCGGAUUUUAUUUCCUUGAUUAAAGAAUAUGGAUUCGAUUGCGCAUUAAUUAGAUUUGACCGGCGUUGUUCGCAUGACUUCCUUUCUCCACCCAAAAAUCCAGAUUUGUUUAAUUUCUUUUCCUCUCAUUUAUUGCUCGAGUUUGAGUUUUGUGGAUCUCAAUGGACAUGGAAGUGAUUAAUGGCAAAGAAUAAUUACUUAAAUUUAUUGAGUGCGACACAUAGUUGGAGGAACUGCGGUAGGGAGAGGAGGCUGCUCGAUUGUGCUUUCUCUCUCUAGAAUGUGAGAUAUACCGGUUCUGAGAUUGAGAGGAAGAUGAUGUGUCCAUAUCUGACUUUUCUCUCUCUUAGUCUCAGUCUUCUUCUGUGAUUAUUAGUUUGUUUGUUUUUUUGGAAAAAAAGGGUGUUGAUUUAGAGAGAGAUGGGGGCAUGUGUGUCUCGGCCAGAAAAUUGCGUGGGAGGUAAAUUAGGAGGUUCAAGGAAGAAAAAGAGUAGAAAGAGAAGAAAAGCUUCGAAGAGAAGGCAGCCUUCUCAUCCUUCUAAUCGAUCAUCUUCACCUAUUGCCAUCAAUCCCACUUCUCAAGGAGGUGUGGAUGAAGCAUGGUAUGAUUCUGCUGCAGUGCUAGAAUCUGACUGUAGUGAUGAUGAUUAUCAAAGUCUUUCUGAUGAUGUGAGCUCCCUUAGUGGUUUUGAUGGUGCUUCUAGAACUGGCAUUGUUUCUCAGAGAGAUCAUGUCUCUUCCCUUGAAGAACCCCAAGAAUCAGGCGAUGGUGUGUGUCAUUUUUCCGGUGAAGCAGCUAGAAGCUCAGUUUCCACUAGUGCUUCUGAUAUCAGUGUGACGAUAAAUGAUACGAGUGAUGUGCAGCCUGUUUACCUUGAUGAGAUAUCGGGAGCCUCUAGGGAAAACGCUAAUAAGGAGGAUAAUUUAUUGGAUAACUGUGGAAUCCUUCCAAACAACUGCUUGCCGUGUCUGGCUUCGACUGUUUCUCCUGUUGAAAGGAGAAGAUCCCUUAGUUUUAGCCCUCCGAGUGCAAGGAAGAAGACGGCCUUGAAGCUCCCACUCAAAUGGAAGGAAGAGCAUACUGCGGCCUCUAAAUUUUCUUCAAAGGCGGUACUGCAACGACCUAUAGCUGGUUCACAGGUUCCCUUCUGCCCCCUUGGGAAGAAAAUACCAGAUAGUUGGUCAGAUAUUGGACCCGAGACAUUCAAGAUUAGGGGAGCGAAUUACCUGAGGGAUAAAAGAAAAGAGUUUGCUCGCAAUUGUGCUGCAUAUAAUCCUUUUGGUCUUGAUGUAUUUUUAUCUCAGAGGAAAAUCAAUCAUGUUGCUCGAUUUGUGGAGCUUCCUGCUAUUCAUUCUUCUGGAAAACUUCCACCUAUUCUAGUUGUAAAUGUCCAGAUACCAUUAUAUCCUGCAACAAUUUUUCAAGGUGAAACAGAUGGUGAAGGGAUAAGCUAUGUUUUGUAUUUCCAGCUUUCUGAAACCUUCGCCAAUGAAUAUUCAGCUCAUUUUCAAGAAAAUAUUAGGAGACUAAUUGAUGAUGAAGUAGAAAAAGUCAAAGGUUUCGCUGUAGACUCCGUGUCACCUUUCAGGGAAAGACUAAAGAUAUUGGGCCGCAUAGCGAACAUGGAGGACCUGCCUCUAAGUGCUGCAGAGAGGAAACUCAUGCAUGCAUACAACGAGAAGCCUGUUCUUUCUCGUCCUCAACAUGACUUUUACUCUGGUGAAAAUUAUUUUGAGAUAGACUUGGACAUGCAUAGAUUCGGCUACAUUUCUAGAAAGGGGUUUGAGACAUUCUUCGACAGACUAAAGCUGUGUGUGAUGGAUUUUGGAUUAACAAUCCAGGGUAAUAAAGCUGAAGAGUUGCCAGAACAGAUCUUGUGUUGUAUACGUGUAAACGAAGUCGAUUAUCUAAACUAUCAUCAACUUGGGUUCUUUGAGAAAACCCUUGAAUAGGUGAAGAAUACCAAAAUACCUGACCAAUCCUGAAUCUUGAGUUGAUGCUAUUGACUUCCAUGAGAAUGGACAGAUGACGCAGUCGGACUAGUGAUAUUGCAGUCUGGGUUAUCAAAAUUGGCUUGUCCCAGCAUCAUUUUUAUCGCGAUUUGAGGAACCUCAGCAAACCAUUCGUCUCCAGGAAGGAAACUACAAAAUCAAACAAAAGUUUUGGAACAGAAUAAAUUUGAUGUUAGAUAGAUAAGAAGCUUUUUCUGAGGAAACUGACCUAUAUGGAUCAAUGUUGUUUGCCUGAACUACUUCAAUAGCUCUGGCAAUAACGUUCUUCAUCACUUGAUGCAGAUUCCGGGAUAAGUAGCGCCCUUGAGAUGCAAAAAGUAUCACAAAUUCCAUAUCCAAAUAGAACUGCAUAAAAAUGCAGAUUAUAAAUUUCUUUGUAAUUGUAGAUUAGAAUUAUUUUUGACUGGAUUAGACCUGUUGAAGACCCAGAGGGCCAAGCGGCCUCUGUGCUCCUUCGAUUUCUUCCCAAAAGUUUUGAUCCUCAGAAAACCAUAAAAUCACAGUCUCAGUGAGUCUCAUCAA